GAUUCAAAAUGGCGGACGAAAACUUCGCAUUCUGAAGGAUUGUAUUUUCUAACAUAAUUCCGGGGGAGGUCUUGAUGAAAAGCGAGAUGGUUGCUCGUAGUAACUUGAAAUUACUUGAAAUUUGUAUGAAAAAAGUAUUGAUUUAACAAAUUAUGGAGGAUAGACAAUCCACAGUUGUCCAUCGUGCUUUCACGUCUGUAACAGAAACGGUUUUUCCUGGUUCGCGGAGUUUGAAGCAUAUUUCGAGGGAAAAAGUUGUGGGCACAGGCAGUGAGCUGGUAUCUGAUCUUCCUUUACAAAUGUGCUUGUAUUUCAACACACAUUUCUCAGUGUUCUGGUUUGUAACAAGCAUUGCAAUGUUUAUCACCAAGUACGACCAUCUGGCUUUCUAUUAUAAGUUCAUCUUGAUUGUGAUCUAUGUGAUAAUGGUAAUUGUGGAGAUGAUAAGACUUUACCUCGGCAACACUGGAAAUCUUCAUGAAAAGGUUCCUGAACUGGCUGGAUUUUGGCUUCUUACCCUCCUGCUACAGCUCCCACUGACCUUGCUCCUCUUGCUGAACGAAGCUGCCAUCAUCCUGCCCCUGGAACGUGCUGUUCACGUGGUCCUCGCCGUGUUUGUGAUAUUUGAGGUCAUCCAAGGUUACAGGGUUAUCAAUAUGCUGACGCAAAACCAGAUUUCAAAAUUUCAUCUUCGCAACUUGGAGGACUUCGUGGAACUUCAAGACAUUCCCGCAGAGCCCGAGGAAACAGACGUCAUGUUUAGACCUCGCCGAUAACCUGGUCUGGUGGGAGGGACAUGUAAUGAUAUUUCUGGAUAAUUCAGUCCUUGAUCAUGACCUCGCCAUGCAGUUAUGACCUCUGGAUGGAUAUCACAAAUCCGACGAUACGAUUAACCUUGGAUUGGCAACAGAAUCGCUUCGAAAUCCAUGAGCUAAUCCCAAGAUUAAAAAUCGAUAUCCCAGCUCAGGCUGUAAAAUUGAUUUAGAAUAGACUUGGGAUGGUCGUUCAGAACUGAUAUAAGACCGUUUUAUACCGAACUACGCCAUAAUUAAGGCUAUAUUUAUAGUGAUAAUGCUUGUUUAUUUAUAUAGAGAUGCGCUAUUUCGAAAAAUAAAUUUGCGUCCAAAACUGCGUUCAA
This is a messenger RNA of Dendronephthya gigantea, 1138 nucleotides long. RefSeq names its product transmembrane protein 17B-like. NCBI's taxonomy places the organism in Eukaryota, Metazoa, Cnidaria, Anthozoa, Malacalcyonacea, Nephtheidae. Gene Ontology annotation, biological process: non-motile cilium assembly. The coding region runs from base 153 to 776 and encodes 207 amino acids. Gene Ontology annotation, cellular component: ciliary transition zone. The transcript is spliced from 4 exons. The record is from RefSeq and is a predicted model, not a curated record.